CCUUCCUUUGAGCAGAUUGAGUUUCUGGAGCAUCACAUUUGUGGGGUCGAUUAAAUGCUCAAAAUGGCCAGAAAAAUGUCUUGACUAUAUUUUCUAUUCAUUUUACAACUUAUGGUGGGAAAUAAAAGUGUGACUUUUCAUGGAAAACACAAAAUUGUCUGGGCGACCCCAAACUUUUGAACGGUAGCAAAGUUGAGAAAACAAACAAACAAGUCUGCACUGAAAUCUCGAACAAUGACUAUUCCUCUUGUCAUCACCCAUGAUGUAGGUUCUGCAUAUAUUAGAUAUUGUUCUUAGAGUUACUACUUCACCUGCAGAUGUAGCAUACUGCAUUAAUGUUAUUUAAAAUAUCUCAGUACACAGAGGCUUAAACCGAAAGCAUCAGAUAUUUAUGGGAAUAAAUAUCCUGUAACACAAAGUGGGAAAAUGCCCGUGAGCACUGAGGUGGGCUGUAUAAGGCCUGUGGAACGCGUUUGCUGGAAGAGGAGGAGUACAGACUUUGUAAUGAAAUGAAAAAAAAGGGAAAAAAACCAUGAGACUGAUUUGUUAGGAUCCAGCAGGCUAGAGGGUGUUACCGUUCGAUAUAAUAUCAAGUUUGAAAACCGGAUCAGAAAUUUGGCGCCUUCUAGUUUUCGACCUGCACUUGCGACAUUCUUGAAGAUUUCCCCUUUAAAGCAGCAUCAGAGAGAGAGAGAGAGAGAGAGAGGGAGAGAGAGAGGAGUUUUUUUUUUUCUUGACUUCUUCUCGCCGGCUGCAUGGAGCUCGGUGUGUGUGGAUGAGUGCAGGGCUCCUGAAGGCUUCUCUGCUUCAGUCUUUUGUGCUCCUGAGCUCUCGUGGGAAUCUUUAAAUGCUCGAGUUGGGAUCUGCGAAGUUCACCGCCGCUUUCUGAUGAAUCUUUUCUCUCGCUUUUGAAUGAGGACAAGUUCCAGUCGGCCGUGCCCGGUGCAGCACGGGCUCAGGAGAAUGAACCGAUAAUAAGCGGACUUUGGUGACCGAUCGAUCUUUUCUGCACUGGCGGCCGAGGUCAUGAUGUAUUCACCGAUUUGUCUAACGCAGGACGAGUUCCAUCCAUUUAUCGAGGCACUCCUUCCUCAUGUGCGCUCCAUCGCCUACACUUGGUUCAACCUACAGGCCCGUAAGCGCAAGUACUUCAAGAAGCACGAGAAGCGCAUGUCCAAGGACGAGGAACGCGCCGUAAAGGACGAGCUGCUGAGCGAGAAACCCGAGAUCAAGCAGAAGUGGGCAUCACGCCUGCUGGCCAAGCUGCGCAAGGACAUCCGGCAGGAGUACCGUGAGGACUUUGUGCUCAGUGUGACAGGCAAGAAGCACCCGUGCUGCGUGCUUUCUAACCCUGACCAGAAGGGCAAAAUCCGACGCAUCGACUGUCUCCGCCAGGCGGAUAAAGUGUGGCGCCUGGACCUGGUGAUGGUGAUCCUGUUUAAAGGCAUCCCGCUGGAGAGCACGGACGGAGAGCGCUUAGUCAAAUCACCCCACUGCACCAAUCAGGCGCUCUGCGUCCAGCCGCACCACAUCACCGUGUCAGUGAAGGAGCUUGACCUCUUCCUGGCCUACUAUGUCCAGGAUCAAGACUCACAGCAGUCAGGAAGUCCCAGUAACAAUGAGCCUGGCAAGAAUCCUCCAGUUUACUUGGAAGACAGUUUCGUUAAAUCAGGAGUGUUCAGCGUUUCAGAGCUGGUCAGAGUAUCCAGAACUCCUAUCACGCAGGGAGCAGGGGUGAACUUCACCAUGGCAGACAUGCCCAGCCAGCCAUAUUACCAUGACCUGAACUCAGUGAGCUUACACCGCUCCCUCUCCUCCCCUCCUGGCAGUAAACGACCUAAGACUGUUCCAGAGGACAGCAUGGAGACGAGUCCCACAGGCCCGGACUUCUACUCUUCCCCUAGCUCACCAGUUAGCCGACCAUGGCAUGAGAGAGACCAAGCUGAGAUUUCCUCUCCCACUAUGAAGAAGGCGGAGAAACCGCUGUUUAGCCCCACCUCUCCACAAGACUCCUCCCCCCGCCUGACUACAUUUCCCCAGCAUCAUCACCCAAGCCUGACUAGUAGCGUGGGUCACAGUGUGAUCUCGACGAGGAGUCCUCCCCCUCACUCUCCACUACAGUUUUCAGCUCCUGCCAUUCUUCCUCCUGCUCCAUCGCCCUACUUCUCCCAUCCCACCAUCCGUUACCCUCCGCACCUCAACCCAGCCGACUCGCUCAAGAACUACGUUCAGCCUUACGAUCCAUCCAGCCCUCAGAGCAGCCAGCCGAACAGCAGUGGUCAGGUAGUGGGGAAAGUUCCAGGCCACUUCACCCCGGUGCUAACACCAUCUCCCCACCAUGGAGCAGUUAGACCCGUCUCUCUCUCCAUGCCUGACACCAAGCCAAUCACCACAUCCUCGGAGGGUUAUUCAGCCCCUGGCACCCCUACCGCUAACCGUUUUGUAGGACUGAGCCCUAGAGACCCAGCCUUCCUCCACCAGCAACAGCUGAGGAUUUGUGACUGGCCCGUGAAUCAAAACAUCAGGUCUUAUGGCUCAGAGGAGGCUUUGGGGAUUUCUUGGCAAAGGUCUAUAGAAACAGACAAGAGGAGAGAUUGUAAUGAGCAGGACCUACCAUACAGGUCCUGGUACCUGGGCGAGCUUAAUUCCAUUCCAAAUGUCGAACGGGACUCAGAUUCUGCCAACAAAUGUCCAGAAUUACAGCAUAAACAUCAUUGGUGAGCCCCUUCUUCAGGCGGAGACAAGCAACUGAGGGGUGUAAGCGGGGGGCCAAGCCUUGACUCUGGAGUGACAGGUCCGUGGACAAACCAGCAAGCGGCACUUACACAAUCUCCACUGACUUUUGUCCCUCCCACUGAAGGACUUUGCCCUAGAAAAAGAGAGUGGGUUUGGGUCAAAGCUGGCACGAGCCUCUCCAUGCCAGUCAGUCAUUGUGUGAGAAGGCCCCUCAACUGAUAUACUGUGAUAUUUACCAUUAAAAAAAAAUUAGAUGCCUUAAUGUUUUGCAUGAUAGGCUAGUCUCUUGUAGUGUUUUUUUUUUUUUAAUGUCACAAUUUCUAGGCUUGGUUUUUGAACAGGUGCAGGUGUAGAAGGAGAGGCACACAAGGGCUGGCUGGCUGGACUUUCUUUUUUUUUUUUUUCUCCUUUCCUUUGGGGAAUGCAGGCUCCAAUUCUGACCUAUCAAAGAAGGCUCAACCCACAUCAUUACAUGUCCAUAAGAACAAAAUUCAGCAAUUCAGACGUUUGUUUGUUUGUUUGUUUGCCUUCUAAAUUUUUUUUUUUCCAUGAUGAAAAGGCACCUUUUGGUAUCUGUAAUCUUGUCAAUCUUGGAUUUGUAUUUCCUUUAGACCUAAAGGUUAAUAUCUACGUUUAAGAGUUAAGAACUCUGGAUUUUUAUAGUGAAAAAAGACCUGUAUUACUAGGUUAGAAAACAACCCCAGUGAAUUUUCUUGAUGUAUCCUUUACAAAGGAUUUUCAAAAAAAGAAAAAAAAAAUGGUAAAGAAGAAAAUAUCUCAUAUGAGGCAAGUGCAAUUCAAAAGAUUUUUCUUUCUUUUCUUUUUUUUUUUUACUGAAGGGAAGCUAUCAUAGUCUGUCUGCCCUAGGACUCUAAAAAGGAAGGGGGAGUAACUGUUUUAAAAGUUCACUUUUAAAUGAGAAAAGAAUUAAUUGCAUCCUCAGAUAUGAACAUGGUGGAAAGUUGAGAGUGGAGACGUGUGAUUCAUUGACAGUAAACGUUUACCUGAGCAGAACUGAACACGAACAAAAGAGCACUUAUCUUGAGCCGUACCCAAGCACUCGGGUAGUUUUUUUUUUCCUCAUUAAUUUAUUAUGUAAAAUGACAAACAGAAAGUUAAAAAGGUGAAAAGACACAAACACACGGCGUGUAUAAAAUUGCUUGUUUUUUAUGUAAUCCCUACCUAUCUAGUGUGCAUUUUCAUUUGGGCCAUUAGCUUAUAAAGCUACUGUUUACAUACAUUGUGAUAUGACAAGAAACAUGAGGAUCGCAGGCUGGUGAAGUAAUUUAAGAGAAAAUGUGUGCGCACGCGUGUGUGUGUGUGUGUGUGUGUGUGUGUGCGUUUGUUAUGUGUUAAAUCUGCACUCAGUUAAACACUAACCUGCAGGGUGAGGCUAGGUCUCAUGGUGCUUCUUUUAUGCCCGGUUUGGUGAAUCUCUACAGUCGUAGUCCCGUAAAUCUCCAAUUGUUCACGGCAGUCCCAAUGCCAUCGCCUCUCCAAUCAGAUAUAUUUAUAUAACUAAUCUUUCCAAUAAUCUUAAUUUGCACGAAUAUAUAUAGUCCACAUUACGUGCCUUGCCUUUGAAUAUAGAAAACAUCACUACACUUGUUUUUACUGCAUUUAUUACCGUUUUAGAAAAAAAAAAUAACAUUUUUAUGAUAAGAAAUAUUUUGUACUCUGGAUGAAAUUGUGUCAUUGUUGAUUUUUAGCUUCAUUUACUACUUUAUCUCACAUUUACAGUGCAUAUCAAGGCUGUGUAUAGUUGCUGUUCUAAAGUUUAUAAUCAAACAGCGUUAUUUUUCAGUAUUUUGGUGUUUUUUUUUUUCCAUCUUCCAGUCAUUAUUGGGGAGGGAGGGGUCCAGAAUUAUAAGAAUUAUGCAAUACCAAGUUUUGCCUAUGUAGGUAGUGCUUUUAGCUAUGUCAAUUAGAAGCUAGUAUGGAGAUACAAAUAGUGUAAACAUUUAUUUUGUUGAUGUUGUCAUUGUUAACAUUGUCGUUGAUGUUGUUGUUAUUUUCUUUUUUUUUUCUUUUUUUUUUUUUAAUUGACCAAAGUGGGAACUGCUUUCUAUGCAGUGUGUGACAAGGUCUUUUCUUUGUUUCCUUGAGUGUACUGAAAGAUGGAGAAGCGCAUGCAAGGAUAGUUUUGUUUCGUUUUCUCCGUGAGGGGAGUCAUUUUUUUUCCCCUACGCUUUGUAGCAUGCAUCGUUUGGUCUAACAUGGCUGCAAAGUCACUGGUCUGCCUACUGUGACUAACCGAUUUUUUUUUUUUUUUUUUUUAAUUCACACUGGGGUGCUAGCAUGACUCCUGGAAAUGGCUCAUUUUCAGAGGAGAGAAAGCUUGACUUGAGACUGACAAUCAGUGUUGAAAUUUAGAGAAUUAGAGUUAAAACGUAGACGUUUCCGUGUACAACAUGACGGUAUGGACCGUUGAGCGGAAUCAAAUUCAUCCCAAGCUCAGAUUUUUCAUAUAACGAGGACUAUGGAUGCAAUCCAACACUACUCUGCAUAUUGCCUGUUAACUCACUCUGUCCACACACAGCAUCUUUUAAAACACAGUGAACUGUCGGUACUGUAUCUUGAAAGCUGUGAAGACGAAUCUUCAGCAUUGGUUCUGCAUAUUAUCAGUAGCAAUAUGCAAGUACAAAAGUAGAUGCCUUAAAUUUUUAUGAAAAAAGUGACUUGUUAUGAAAUGCAUUACAAUCACCACGCGAGAGUUGCGUGUUAAAACUCCUUACAAUCAGAAAAGAAAUUGUAUCCUUUAUUGUUUCUUAUGUUGGAAAUAUAUUCAGGUUCAGCCUUAUGAGGAUGUCAGUCAGGUUCGGGGACACAGUAUGAACUCAUGAUCUGUUUUAUAUUCUACUUGUGAUAAACUACAGACUUCAGAGGAAGGGCCUUAUGCAGUCUCCAAAAGUCCUGGAGGACCACUGCGAUUUAAACGCUCAGCACUUAUACAGCAUAUAGGCAAUCAUCCACCUCCAGUGCCCUUUCAAACGAACAAUUCCAUGAACUGUAAAACAGUUACUCAGGCAUAAUGCGUCAUGGAGCAUUAUAUCAAUAUUAGUCUAUUAGUCAUUGGAUCUACUCUUUGUAUUAUACAAAGAGGUUCAACAUAUCUUUCAACAUUUCUGCUGCUUGCACUUGGUCCAUUUAAUGGCCGUGUUCUUCUACAGCAGACCUGAAAUCAUUAUAGAUCUUUGUCUAACCAUGUCCUCAAAAAAAAAAAAAGUCUGGAUAGAAAAAACUCAAGUCAAGCUCAAUCUUUCCUCCUUCACAAACGUGCUUGUUCUUAUUGUGCAAAAAAAAGUAAAAGAAUGAACAAAAUGAAGCCACCCCAUUUUAUGUGCACUGCUGUCCCUGUUAUUUUAUUUUAUUUUAAUUUUUUUUAAAUGUUAUUGGAUUUGAUAAAUUCAAAGUGCUUUGCAGCCGUUUGGCCGUUAGCCGUGCCACUGAAGUGCAUUUCCCCCAGACUGAUGGCAGUGUCAGGGUCAGAGGAUCGGUGCCGUGUUAGUGAAGAUGGCUGUAGGUAUGGGUCACUGUGCUGGCCAUACUGAUGGGAUUAGUCUCUGGUAGUCCGUAGGGGAUAGAUUCUGUUCUGGCAGCUCUGUAAAAACCUGUUUAUCAGUGCAAGCGUGUGGUACAGUGUGUGAAACACUGACGCUACAAGAGAUGAGCAAAUGAGCGUAUUUUUAUUCAACUGCCUGCCUUCUGGACAAAAGUUUGUACACUGUAGUUUUUUCUUUGCCCUUGCUUGGAAAGAGCAAACCUUUUAAACACAGAAAUGAAUUUGCUGCCCCUUCUUGUAAAAUUGUAAAAAAAAAAAAAAAAAAAACUACAACAAAAAAAAAAAAAUUCUGAAUCCGAAAUGAACUUUUUACGACUUAUAAAGUUGAAUCGUUGAAAUGUAAAUGUAAAGUAAAUUUUUUUUGCUUGUUUGUUUGUUUGUUUGUUUGUUUUUCCUUUGGUUGGUGUGAGACCUAAAGUUUGUGAUGUGAAUAUGUAUGUCAUAAAAAAUAGGAAAAGAAUUGAUGAUUAAAUUCAUGUUGUGAAGGGUAACAUUUUGUUCUCUCAGUAUAAUUUUAAAAGGCACCUGAUUUCAGUUCAUCAUCAGUGAGUCCUAGCGCUAGUCAUAGCAAUAGUCUCGUAGUCCAUAGUGGUUCAGUUUUGCUCUGUUAGCUGGGUGGUUUGUUUUGGUGCGAGUGUGUGCCAGAGUGUGUGUCUGGCUGACUCUGACGCCACACGGUAAGGAAAAAUGAGGGUCUUUGUAUUCAAAUGCCUGCCUUGUAGACAAAAGUUUGUACACUGUAUUUUUUUUUUUUUUUACUUUACCCUUAUUUGUAAAAAGCUAAAUUUAUAAACUCAAGGAAUUUGCUUAAUAUGAAUUUUUAUUGUAAUGCAAAUGAAAUAGGCUACAACAAAACUGUUUAGGAUCUGGACUCGAGGUACAACUCUAGCUGCCCAUACAAAUCAGAAUGAGUUUUAUUUUUAAUUUGUUAUAUUUUGUUGUGGAGGCAAAGUCCUACGUUGGUGUGUAAAUGUUUAAAAGUAAAUGAUGAAGGUCAUUUGUUGUGCUUCAUGUAGAUUAAUCGGGCGUGUUGUUUCUGUUAGCGUGGACCUCGACUGUGUGACUUGAUAAUGCGAUAGCAGAAAUGGGGAAAAGGAAAUAACAGUUUUGCUGAUUCGGGCCAAACGGGGGAGGGAAACCUGUGUGUCCCUUUGAAAAGGCACCUGAUUCAAGUCUGUUGUCAGUGAUUACCAGGGUAAUGUUGUUAGUGACAUAUUAUUCUGCUGUCUCCUGGAAAAGAUAAUUAAUUUACCAACAAUACAGUGAAUCAUUUGGUUUCUGAUGAGAUCUUAUAGCUUUUCGAUCACAUACCGAGCUGAAGCUGACAGGUAUGCAUGUUCAUUUCACAGUAUUUCUGUACGUGUUCACUGUGGGCUGUGAUUGCCAUGUAAAGUAACGUUAAUCACCUUCAUCGUGGAAUUGGGAUAAGGUUAUUACUGGGAGAACCCGAACUCUCAUGAGCCUUUGCACAGCCCUGCAGAUAUCCGUUCAUGUCAUUAGCACAGAUGAAAGUUUGGCAGACAGCUGAGCAUUUGCACUUUCCGCAGUUCCCACUCGCCCUCUCAUUGGCACGUCGUUGUUUGGAGUAUGGUUUGCGUAUAUUAUCGGAUUUUAAGCCUGAAUACUUCCAUCUAAUUUCACUGAUUGUGAUCAUGUAACAGUCUCGCUCACCACAGCACACAGUGUUAUGAGGCUUAUGAGAGGAGUUCUGGUCAAUUUCUACUUUUAUGUGUCUCAGUAGUGAUUUGUAGAUUUGUUUUUCAUUCCUUUUCAAAGGGCUGAUUAUUAAUACGUUUUAAUCGGUUUGUUGUCAAGAAAUUAGAUUUUCAUAGCAUUACAUGUAUUACAUUAUAUGAGACGAUGGCCUGGUUAAAGUUAAGUAUUACAUGUAGAGUUAGUAAUGAAAGCCAUGCUCAUGGACACUGAGAAGGCCACAAGUAUUCUCCUUAUGCAAGGAGGUGCUAGUGGCACUCACGCAAUAUCUUUAUUUAGUUCACCUGAAUAUGGAUUUAUCACAGCGAAAGGCAGGAGAACCUUUCAGUCCAUUUCUUCAGUUCUGUUUUCCAGGGGCAUUUCCAAUGGCAUGAAUGAACAUCAGGAACAUAUUAAAAACCAGCAUAUUUUGAGAUGUUUACCAAAAAAAAAAAAAGACAAAAAAUAUAUACAGUAUAUAUAUGUUAAGCAGUGCCUGUUCCAGCUCACAGUCUCAGUGGACUUCACAUUGUACAUAACAAACAACACUGAAAUUUCUUUGGGAAAAAAACAAUUAGAAAUGUAGAGAGAGAAAAAACAGUCAAAACAGAAUGUGUGGGUUGCUUCUUCCUGUAUUUUGAUCUUAUUAUGGUUUAUUUCCCCCCAGGUUUUAUGUGAUGUGUCCUUUUUAAGUGUUUUUUGUGCUCUGUUCAUUUUUGAAUAUUUUAGUCCUAUUGAAUGGAGUGCCCUGGUCUCGCGAUAUUUCUUUGAUGAGAUUAAGUAAAUAGUCGGGCAGUGUGUUUCUUUAGAUUGUCAAUGCUACACUUAGAACUACAGUAGAUGAAAAAAAAUGUCAGCUAAAAAAAAAAAGAAAAAAAAAGAUGCUUGCCAGCUCCACAGCAGGGUUGAUCUCUUUCAGGUCUUGUGGCACUUUUACACCCUUUUCAAAAUGGCUUUUUUUUUCUUUUUGAGCCAUGCAUUUGUAACAUGACAUGAACAACACUAACAUGUUUUAAGGUUGUAUCAGCCUUUAGUGAAUGUAGUAACACCACAGAUGUAUGCAAAAGGCUAUGUAAAUCCCUGAAUGUACAUCAUAGAAGACUUUAAAGACUUGUUUUAUUCACCGUUCGGGAAAUGCAGGUAUCCUUCAAGAGACUGUACAGUGAAGGUCUUGGUUUUUUUUUCCAGCUGUUUUUACUUUUCUUCAUUUGGUUUGGUUUUUUUUUUUCACUUUUCACGACUAAACAGUAGGCAUCGCCUUUGAGCUAGCUUGCAUUUGAUGUAGGGGAUAAAAUUGCCACAAGAUUACAAAUGAGUGUAAAUAAUGCUUGACUUUUUGUGAUUGUUACUGUUAUAUCCAGCCUAUACUGCUAGCAGCUGUUUUUACUGCAGUCAAUUACUGGAAGUGGAUAUAUUUCCUAUGCAAAACUGUUUAAACAAUAAAACGAGCUAUGCUACAAAACAAA
Messenger RNA from Neoarius graeffei (lesser salmon catfish), 9456 nucleotides. RefSeq names its product nuclear factor 1 B-type-like. The transcript is spliced from 13 exons. NCBI's taxonomy places the organism in Eukaryota, Metazoa, Chordata, Actinopteri, Siluriformes, Ariidae. Gene Ontology annotation, cellular component: nucleus. Bases 1027 to 2721 code for a protein of 564 amino acids. The record is from RefSeq and is a predicted model, not a curated record. Gene Ontology annotation, biological process: regulation of transcription by RNA polymerase II. Gene Ontology annotation, molecular function: RNA polymerase II cis-regulatory region sequence-specific DNA binding; DNA-binding transcription factor activity, RNA polymerase II-specific.